Molecule: messenger RNA, 2286 nt
Organism: Austrofundulus limnaeus
Lineage: Eukaryota; Metazoa; Chordata; Actinopteri; Cyprinodontiformes; Rivulidae
Product: dolichyl-diphosphooligosaccharide--protein glycosyltransferase subunit STT3B
Biological process (GO): post-translational protein modification
Cellular component (GO): membrane
Molecular function (GO): dolichyl-diphosphooligosaccharide-protein glycotransferase activity
Source: RefSeq, a predicted model, not a curated record
GGUCCUCGUUAAGGUCCCGCCCCUUCAUUCAGCUCCCAAGGGAAGGAAGGAGGAAGUCCUCCAGCCGCGUGUGUCACUUCCAGUGUGCUGCAGAGCGGGGCUGCCAUGUCUCUCCCUGGAAUUAUCUAGCUGCUGCUGUUGUCAGCGGGAAACGAGGUUACAUCCGAAGGCUGCUCUGGGGAGCGGGGUACCGAGCUCGGGUGGUGUAAGCGUGUUCGGAAGUGGAGCGUGGCAGAGAAAAAAAGAAGACCCGAGUGGGGUGGCGGUGGUGGGGGUGUUUCUUUCCUGGUCGACACUACGGGAUUGACGUAUAAAAACAUGGCGGAGCAUCACCCGGCGUCCGACAACAAACACAAAUCCUCGCUGAACUCCACGGCGUCGUACUCCGGGAACGGGCGGAGCAGCACGGCGGUAGCGGAGAGGGACGGCACCGCUGCCGGGGCAGGGGGGCUGCCUGGUGGGUUGUCGCAGCCMGCCGGCUGGCAGUCCCUGCUGUCUUUCACCAUCCUGUUCCUGGCCUGGCUGGCCGGCUUCAGCUCCAGGCUCUUUGCCGUCAUCCGCUUCGAGAGCAUCAUCCACGAGUUCGACCCCUGGUUCAACUACAGGUCGACUCACCAUCUCACCACCAAUGGCUUCUAUGAGUUCCUCAACUGGUUUGAUGAAAGAGCAUGGUACCCUCUGGGGAGGAUAGUAGGAGGCACAGUGUACCCAGGCCUCAUGGUGACCGCAGGCCUCAUCCACUAUGUGCUGAACCUGCUGCACAUCACCGUCCACAUCCGGGACGUGUGUGUUUUCCUGGCACCGGUGUUCAGCGGCCUGACCUCCAUCUCCACCUUUUUGCUGACGAAAGAGCUGUGGAACCAGGGGGCUGGGCUGCUGGCGGCCUGCUUCAUCGCCAUCGUUCCAGGCUACAUUUCCCGCUCUGUGGCCGGCUCCUUCGACAACGAAGGGAUCGCCAUCUUUGCUCUGCAGUUCACCUAUUACCUCUGGGUGUCGGCUUGGGGAGGUUACGUGUUCAUCAUCAACCUCAUUCCUCUUCACGUCUUUGUCCUGCUGCUGAUGCAGUGCUUCAGUAAGAGAGUCUACAUCGCCUACAGCACCUUCUACAUCGUGGGCCUGAUUCUGUCUAUGCAGAUCCCCUUUGUGGGCUUUCAGCCAAUCAGGACCAGCGAACACAUGGCAGCAGCAGGUGUGUUUGUUCUGCUUCAGGUCUACGCCUUCCUGCAGUAUCUGAAGGACAGGCUGACCCGGCAGGAAUUCCAGACCCUCUUCUUCCUGGGGGUUUCUCUGGCUGCCGGCGUGGUUUUCCUCUCGGUCAUCUACCUGACGUACACAGGGUACAUUGCUCCAUGGAGCGGGCGCUUCUACUCUCUCUGGGACACGGGCUACGCUAAGAUCCACAUUCCCAUCAUCGCGUCGGUGUCGGAGCACCAGCCCACCACCUGGGUGUCCUUCUUCUUUGACCUGCACAUCCUGGUCUGUACUUUCCCAGCAGGCCUCUGGUUCUGCAUCAAGAACAUCAACGAUGAGCGGGUCUUUGUGGCCUUGUAUGCCAUCAGCGCUGUGUACUUUGCGGGUGUAAUGGUGCGUCUGAUGCUCACUCUGACUCCGGUGGUCUGCAUGCUGUCGGCUGUGGCCUUCUCCAGUGUUUUUGAACACUACCUUGGUGACGACACGAAGAGACAGAGCCCACCCACAGACGACAGCAGUGACGAGGACGACAGGAAGAACGCAGGAAACCUUUACGACAAGGCCGGGAAGGUGAGGAAACACGUGUCGGAGCAGGAGAAGCCCGAGGAGGGCCUGGGCCCCAACAUUAARUCCAUAGUCACCAUGCUGAUGYUGAUGCUGCUCAUGAUGUUUGCUGUCCACUGCACCUGGGUCACCAGCAACGCCUACUCCAGCCCCAGUGUGGUGCUGGCAUCCUAUAACCACGACGGCUCCCGUAACAUCCUAGAUGACUUCAGAGAGGCGUACUACUGGCUGAGGCAGAACACAGAUGAGCAUGCCAGAGUGAUGUCAUGGUGGGAUUACGGCUACCAGAUAGCAGGCAUGGCCAACAGGACCACUCUGGUGGACAACAACACGUGGAACAACAGUCAUAUAGCUCUGGUGGGCAAAGCCAUGUCCUCCAAUGAGACCGCCGCCUACGAGAUCAUGAGGUCCCUGGAUGUGGACUAUGUCCUGAUCAUCUUCGGAGGAGUCAUUGGCUACUCAGGUGACGACAUCAACAAGUUCCUGUGGAUGGUGCGCAUUGCUGAGGGGGAGCACCCUAAAGACAUCAGG